Messenger RNA from Armigeres subalbatus, 2841 nucleotides. Its product is annotated as alpha-1,3-mannosyl-glycoprotein 2-beta-N-acetylglucosaminyltransferase. The coding region runs from base 362 to 1762 and encodes 466 amino acids. Gene Ontology annotation, cellular component: Golgi apparatus. Gene Ontology annotation, biological process: protein N-linked glycosylation. NCBI's taxonomy places the organism in Eukaryota, Metazoa, Arthropoda, Insecta, Diptera, Culicidae. The record is from RefSeq and is a predicted model, not a curated record. The transcript has 5 exons. Gene Ontology annotation, molecular function: alpha-1,3-mannosylglycoprotein 2-beta-N-acetylglucosaminyltransferase activity.
GGUGCGUUUUUUUUCGUUCUCGUUGUCAUUUCAAAAAUUUUCAAUAAACAAAGUGCGUUUUCGGCGUUGUUCCACGUAAUAUUUAUAUUUUUAUGGUUUUUGUGAACAUUAUCUUUAUCAAUGCGGUUUAAAACCACCUUAUUAUCAAUAAAGAUUAAUCAUGGAAGCUAAAACUCAAAAACGUUCGUACAAUGGGCUUAUCGAUAAAAGUUAUUAGAGUGGUUUGCUAAAUCUAUGUGCAAAGUUAGUUUAGUGAGUAAGAUUUAGAUUUGACUCUUCUUAGUGAAUCAAUGUUCAUUUCGAAUUGAUCUCGGUUGAUUGCUUAGAAAACAACUGGAAGCAGCUAAGACGACAAAAAAAAAUGCGUCCACGGAAAACGUUCCUUAUCGCGGCCAUCCUGGUCGGAUGGAUUUUUACGACGUACUUAAUAUUUUUGAGGAACUUCAAAGAUCCCAAUCCGCAAAAGAGUCAGGAAAUGCUUGAAAAGGUUCGCUAUCUGGAGCAAAAUAUCCAGUUGGCUGAAAGUCAUCGAGACAAACUGUAUCAAGAAAUUAUUAAAAUUCUUCAGAAGGAAGACAAAACAACCAGCACUGAGGCGCUUCCAUUGCCGCUAGACAAUGUUGAUUUGGGAUUAGGUGAGAUUUCGGCACAAGUUCCUGAAACGUCGCCACGACCGGAGGCCGAUGUUGCGUUGAGUAAAUUGCAGCAGAGAUACAUCAACAAUGAUAUUAACAACCCGGUCAUUCCGGUGCUGGUUUUUGCUUGCAAUCGUCUCUCAGUUAAUAGGUGCCUUGAUGAUUUGAUCAAGCACCGUCCUAGAGCUGAUCAGUUUCCGAUAAUUGUCUCGCAGGACUGCGACGAUGCGCCGACGCGAAGUAUGAUUAUGUCUUACAAAGAAAACGUCACCCUCAUCCGUCAACCGGAUCAAACCGACAUCACGGUGCUUCCGAAGGAGAAAAAGUACAAGGGCUACUACAAAAUCUCUCGUCAUUACGGAUGGGCGUUGAAAACGGUAUUUCGACAGGGCUUUGAUUCCGUAAUAAUCGUCGAGGAUGACCUGAGCAUAGCACCAGACUUCUACGAGUAUUUUUUGGGAACGUAUCCCAUUCUAAAGAAGGAUCGCUCACUGUGGUGUAUUUCGGCUUGGAACGACAACGGAAAGGAGGGUCUAAUCGACGGCGGGGCCGGAGAUUUGUUGUACCGGUCGGACUUUUUCCCUGGACUCGGAUGGAUGAUGACCAAAGAGCUGUGGAACGAGCUGGAACCUAAGUGGCCAAAAGCAUUUUGGGACGAUUGGAUACGACAACCGGAGCAGCGGAAGGAACGGGCAUGCAUUCGCCCAGAACUGCCUCGAACGCGAACCUUUGGAAAGGUUGGUGUAUCAAAUGGCCUAUUUUUCGAUAAACAUCUGAAAUAUAUUAAACUCAGUGAGGAUUUCGUUAGCUUCACCAAAAUGAAUCUGACGUAUUUGCAAAAGAAUAUUUACGACGAGAUAUUUCUGAAGGCUGUCUACCAAAGUCCCGUUGUGACAUUAGACGAACUUAAACGUGGACUUGUGACAACUAAAGACCCAGUGCGUAUAACAUAUUUAACCAAAGAGCAGUACAAACGAGCCACUAAGAGUCUUGGACUGAUGGAUGACUUUAAGAGUGGCGUGCCACGCACAGCAUACAGAGGUGUGGUAUCUUUCUUCUACAAUGAACAGCGUGUAUAUUUGGCGCCAAAUACCAACUGGAAAGGGUACGAUUUGACUUGGAGUUAACAGCAACGGUUAGUCGUGUACCAGCGUUCAAGUUUUAGUCUAUUUUUAAGCAACCUUCUAAAGUUAAUUUAAACUUUACUGGGACAUAAACCGGUGGGCUCUUCGAAGCCGAAAUAAUCAAGCAUUUUGCCAGCUACAGCGUUAAAAUUAACAGACUGAAACAUCUUGAUGUUCCCCUAAGGAAAUGCGAUGCUCAAGAUAGACCUCGACAGACAAACAACCCUAUUUUUAAUACCCCAGCGGGGCUGCUAGAUUACAUCACAUUAGUUUCCAUUCCUGUUUAGUUCAAUGAUCAAAUUAUUUGUUAUCAUUGAAAAAUUCCGUUCUUCCUUAUAUUUCUGAACCUAUUAUUUCAUAUACUGGGUUAGACAUGUUACCAUCAGCUAAUCGAAGAGCAUCUAAAUUGUCUCAAUCGUCGCUUAGUCGGUGAUGUUGUCGCGUACGUGCUUUAAUUAUUAAAUAUUGUAUAAUUUCGGCCGGGUGUAAGUAUUAGAUUUAGAUUUUAAUUUAUUUUACAAGAUAAAUGUUGAACCAGUUGGAUAUGUAAUAACAUCUGAGAUGAAAUGCAAAAUCAAUGCAGCAAUUGAUUGAAAAUUUAGUUAAUUCUUUUAUUUCGAAUUUGAUACUAGUCAAAUAACGUUCAUCAGAGUGACAUCUUUUGGAAUGUCUUUAUCUUAAUUAUUAAAAAUGAAUGGUUUUAAAAUUGUGUUUUAUAUGAAAUAGAAAAAAAAGCAAUACCACAAAGAUGGUUUAGAAAAAACAGACGGUAUCGACCUCUCAUUGAAUCAUGAGCAAAGCCAAAUGAAACUGGAUACAUUUAUCUAAAUUUCACAAGAUGUUAUAUGCUCAUUCUCCAUUUAGAUGCACGUGAUCGAGUUCACCACAAUCAUGGCCAAGUAAAUCAUAAUUAUUACAUAAUUAUUCAUAAUAAGAAAUACAAAGUGAGGGAGAAGAUCUCAGAGGGUCACUUUUGACAGAUUUCUAAUUUCCCUAAUAAAACUACAGCAGAACUAUGAUACCUACUAUAAAACUGUAAAAAAAUAUAUAUUGGCCUGUGAUUGGCAGUGAUGUCGUAUUAA